AAUAGAUUUCACUUAGGGCUUUUAUACAAAAUAGGAGGUGACUGAUUUACUUGCAAUUGAACUAAAUCUCUAAGCGUUAUGGAAAAUAUUUCAAAUUGGUUUUGGUCGGAUGAAUUCUGGCUCCCUGCUGGAAUUUAUUUUAAAGAUUUGGAAGACAAGCCUGGUUUUCAUUACGCAAAACCACGAGAUUUAUUUGCUUUACCAGUGUGGGCAAUCAUAAUAUUUUGUUUGAGAAAAGUGUUUGACUAUUUUUGUACACCUGUUCUAGCCAGGCAGUUGGGAAUUAAAGACUCGCGUAAAAGACCGGAGCCCAACACUGAGCUGGAGCAAAUUUACAAGAAAAACAAGUCCCCAUCGAAUGAUACAAUUCAAGGGCUUGCCAAAAAAGUUGAUUGGAGUAAAUUGAGAAUUCAGACAUGGUUUAGAAGAAGAAGAAACAUGGAUAGACCAAGUUUGGUUCAAAAACUCAGUGAAGCUAGUUGGAGAUGUUUUUUCUACACAGUUGCUUUUACAUUUGGAAUAUGUACAUUAGUUCAAUCACCUUGGUUUUGGGACAAUUUGUACUGUUGGGUUGAUUAUCCAAGACAGAGUAUGUGGACAUCUGUGUACUACUACUAUAUGCUAGAAGGUGGUUUCUACUUCUCUCUUUUGUUUUCAAUCAUGAGUGAUGUAAAAAGGAAAGACUUUGUGGAGCAACUAAUCCACCACAUGGCUACAAUUUUCCUUAUUGUCUUUUCUUAUGUCGCGAACUUUGUUCGAAUUGGUUCCAUGGUGAUGGCAAUCCAUGAUAUAUCAGAUAUUAUUCUUGAGUUUGCGAAAUGCUUUGUUUAUGGAAAAAAGACUGUUUGGGCCGAUAAUCUUUUCACGGUCUUUGCAAUUGUGUUUAUCAUCUCGCGACUUAUUAUUUACCCCUACUGCGUUAUUCAUACCACAUGGGUAAAGAGCAUGUGGCUUUUUAAGCCUUAUGCGGGCUACUACUUUUUCAAUGCCCUCCUCAUGGUUCUCCAACUUCUCCACAUCUUCUGGGCAGCGAUCAUCGUUAAGAUGGCGAUCAGGAUGGUGAUGGUUGGUAAGGUGGAGAAGGAUGCGAGGAGCGAUGUAGAAGAGGAAAGUGAAAACGAGGAUGAUGAGAAUGAACCUUCGCAUCCAGUGUCUAAUGGUAAAAAGAUGGCAGUUCAAAAUANCGGNACAUGAUUUUGUAUUCAACAGCUGUUGGUAUCAUUAUACAAAAGAAUGUAAUUUUUGUAGCACUGUUUUAUUUUAAUCACUUUUUAUUUUAAUGGGCUGUGCGACCCUAAAAUAUAUACAUGUGUUAUACAUUGUGCAUUACAUUUUAAACAUUAGCAAAAGUUGAAAUUUCUCUUUUUUACAUGCAACAAAACUGAGCAACAUUGCAAUGAAGCUUUGUUUGCUACUUCCUUAUGAUGUUUCAACAUUCUUUUCAUGUUUAUUAUUUGCAUGCCCUAUGCCUGAACUAUUGUUUUGCAGUCUAUUCCUUACCCUACCGAAUUGGAUCGAUUGCGGUGACUGAAAAAGAUUCCAAUUUGCUGUUUUCGCACUUUAAUACGUCCUGACCAAAUUACUUAGUUAAACUUUUUCAAAAUUUAUAAACAGUUGACACAUUUGUACAUUAUGCCUGGAAAAUUGUGUUUAAGCAAGUGAACACUAUUUAUGUUUAAUCACUUACUUGUGCUAAUUGUUUAUUAUGAAUAUCACUUUUUUAGUUUUCACUUAUAUCUGUUUGCAGUGGUUUGUAUCUUAUUAUACUUUUAUUUGUAAAAUCAUGUCAAGUAAUUAUUUCCCUAUUUGUAAUAAUCCUAUACCGCAUAUCUUUCUUACGGUACAGAACUCAUUUCUCUAUUCCAUGGCACUUAAACAGUUUCAAGCAAUAUAUAAAACUAAUUAUCUACAAUAUUAUGGUGUGUUUCCUGCAUACCAAUCCUCAUGGCAAAAAAUCUAUUUUUUUACCUUCACCUUUCAGGAAAUAACAAACAAUAUGAAUCACUUUAUACUCAGAUUUGGAAUUAUUUUUAAUAUUAAACCGUCAUUUAUACGAGAGAAUUCUUACGUUGUGUUGUAUCUUGUAUUCGCCAUCGUAUCUAAGUUUCAUAAUUACGUAUGCAUUAACAUCUAAGCUUCAGAUUCAUGAAUUUAGAAAAUGCCUUCUUUUAAUAAAAUGUAGUAGCCUGCUGCUGUUUAACAA
Molecule: messenger RNA, 2203 nt
Organism: Ciona intestinalis (vase tunicate)
Lineage: Eukaryota; Metazoa; Chordata; Ascidiacea; Phlebobranchia; Cionidae
Source: RefSeq